CAAGCCUAAGCUGCGUCACCAGCCCCUGUUCUGUCUAUGGCAGUUGCCUAUUAGUCAUAGGCAUACUAGAAUCUCGUAUAAGACCGAUGCCUUUCUUCUAAGGCUGGUUAGUGUAUCUAUCCUUCAUCAACAUCACUAUCAUCCUUAUACUAUCAGGAUACUAUUUUGCAGUUAUCCAAUAGAUCCUACAAGACUUCAAUACCAACUAUCUCAUUGCCUGCAUUAUAAACCCGUAACGAAAAACUUACAUCCUUAUAAAAAUGUGCCAAGAUUGCUAUCGAAAGUCAGCGGCAGCUGUCUCGAUGUCUUUGGCGAUGACAAACCCAGAACUCAUCUGGCCACAUCACCAAGACCAGAAGAGACAGCUAGCCGAUUACCAGUCGUCGAAAGCGCAAACACAAGCAAAAACACAGUCAGACGUCAAACCCUCAUCUGCCUCAACUUACUCAGAGUCUACCACAUAUUCGUACGACAAGGAAAAGAGUCACGGCGAUACCAAGCAAAAGCGGUCGAUGCGCCAACGAAUUAAAGAGACCCUCAAAGACAUGGGGAACUCGCCUACAGCAAAGUAUGAUCGAAAGCAUGGCCAGAAGACCGAAGACCUGACGACUGACUACGGUCUGAUGAGCUCGAGUACACAGGGAAGGAAGUGAGGUGAAAAACGAUGAGGCUAUACCAAACAUCUGCCUUGAUGUGAUCUGCGGCCUGGAUAUAUGAGCCGGGUCUGCUAAGGGGUAUAGGUUCCAGGUGGUUUGCUUAAUAAUGAUAAUGAGAUUCGGGUUACUCGUGGGGCUCGGUCUAUAGGGCCAGGAUGGAUCCCUUGGGUGAAGAUAGGGGGACUAGGACAUCUGCGGUAAAACAGAUGUGUGCACUUGUGUUGGAAUUGGAUGGAUACCAAAGAUUGAAAUUAAUGCCAACGGCUUCGUAGUAAUGUUGAAGACGAUCUUGGCUGGGCUGGAUGAGUAGGAUACACUUUUAGGACAGUCGCUUAAUACCAUUUUCAGUCUCAAACCUCUA
Molecule: messenger RNA, 1017 nt
Organism: Daldinia loculata
Lineage: Eukaryota; Fungi; Ascomycota; Sordariomycetes; Xylariales; Hypoxylaceae
Exons: 1
Coding region: 261-653 (130 amino acids)
Source: RefSeq, a predicted model, not a curated record